AUGAGCCGCCAGCCACGUGUGUUUCAAGCUUUUGAGAAGGAAUUUUCGCGCCCGGAGACCAUGGCAGUCCUUUUCGCAAGUGCUGCUGUUGUUGUAUUAGUCUUGUGCCACAUCAACGUGGUCGGAGUGGAAGUCAAGGGCCAUGCCCAAAUACUGGCCACUGCGUUGCAGAAGGUGCCCGCCUUGUUUAUGCCGUUUCGGGAUCCGAGGUUGGAUGAAAAGCUGGAGAAUCUGUCAAUAUCGCUCAAUCUCUGGGCCGCACGAGCGUUCAUUCAUACUCAGAUAUGUAUCUUGGCCACGCUCCUUUUCUAUGCCUGCUUAUUUCCAUCAGCAUGUUCCUUGUCUCGGGUUCUACUCUUCGCCCUUCUGUAUGCCAACAGCCUUGAAAUUAUUUUCAUGGGGUCCCGUCUGUCUGCCUGGAGGAUACGAACGAUGUAUGGUUCAGUGAUGGCGAUGUUCUUCGUUCGCGCUUUGCUCCCAGCUUGGAGCGAUCUGCACAGUGGCUUCGACCAGCUGGACAUGGUGGUUGCGAUAGGUUGUGGAGUGGCUUCGCUAUCUUGCAGGACGGCCAUGCUGCCCUUGGUGAUGAUAUUUGUUGCUGACUCAUGGAGUAAAAGCGUGGGUCAUGGUUGCAGCUUUUUCGACACCUUCGUUGCCAACGGUCAGCGGUGCGCGUGUUCAGCAGCUCUUGUCGUACUAGUCGAACAGCUGGCUCGAGCCAUGAUUGUAUCGGAACUCGACGCGCGGGAGACUCUGGAGGCUUUCCGAGGUAUCGUUCGAUGCUGUAUGGAUGCAGACGUAAUCCUUGACAGCCACUUUCAGAUUCGAGACCGACCAACAGGCUUAGAGUUGCUUCUUCAUCGCCGGGAUGAAAUGUCGGGGAUGUCCUUCCUGGAUUUGCUUCCAGACGACACCGCCACCCACGAGUUCCUCAACCUGGCCCAAAAGAGCAUCGAACAGGCCACCUCUGGCAAGCAAGUCGCCCCAAUGGCUCGCUUGAGCUUGAAAAGGGCUUCUGGUGGCCUGGCUCGAGGGGACAUCUACAUGGCCCAUAUUCCUGACAGGUUUGGGCAGGGAAGUCGCUACCUUCUUGGCUUUGUCGAAGACCCCGAAGCCUCCGACAUGCAGCCCUGCGAUGCGCGCCUCUCCGUGGACCGGGCUGCAGUUGCGAAGUCGGCCCGUCGUUUUCGCUUGGCUUCCUCUGCCUCGGCAUCUUCUUCACAAAGCCAUAAGAAGGACCCUCCGAUUUCACUAACAUCUUCCCGGGAGAUUGUCGACAUCAGCUUAUUCCUGGAUGGGCAGACCGAAUGGUUCGACGUCAAGGAGGCCAGGAUUCGGUUUACACGCUUCGAAGACCAAGGAUCUGGGAUGCCAACUCUCAAGCGCAUGAUGCUUCCGUCGGAGUGGCCAUCAACGUUGCCCAAAUUGCGGGAGGCUGUGUGGAGCGCUCUCGGUACGGAUAUUGGCUUCGUCCCACAGGCCCUUGGUCCUUUGCAUGUUUGCAUGCCAGAGAUCCUGGCAGAGGGAAAUGGGAGAAACUUGUCCCUUCAUGCCAGAAACUCGCAGCUUAGACUCGUCCAGGGGGCCAACAUCAGUCAAGAUGGAUCGGACCUCUCGGUGCAGCCCAUCUAUCUCUGCCUGCAGCUUUACAACUUCGUGCAGCUGGACAGUCGUGGCCGCCCUAUAGAGCUUGGGGCCGUUUCUGAGUUCAGUUCCAUGCAGUCAGAAGCAGCCGAGCAAUGA
Messenger RNA from Symbiodinium sp. CCMP2456, 1743 nucleotides. Lineage: Eukaryota; Dinophyceae; Suessiales; Symbiodiniaceae. The record is from the annotation of a GenBank genome assembly.